Messenger RNA from Cryptococcus deneoformans JEC21, 1352 nucleotides. RefSeq lists its product as hypothetical. The record is from RefSeq and is a predicted model, not a curated record. The transcript has a single exon. NCBI's taxonomy places the organism in Eukaryota, Fungi, Basidiomycota, Tremellomycetes, Tremellales, Cryptococcaceae. Bases 67 to 1191 code for a protein of 374 amino acids.
CGUAUCUACUUUGUCAAUACUGACUUCAAUGCCCCAAUAAUACAAUUUUAUUAGUGUUGACCCAGAAUGGUUAGCAGGAAACUCCCCUCCUCUUCCUCUCAAUCCCAAUCAUACUUCAUAUCUCCUGCUCCCCCCAUUUCCGUCUUCCUCGAUGACUCCCUGGUCCCAUCCCUCCCACCUCCUGGAGGCAAGCUGGAGCACCUGGACCUAAUGGGUCGUCGCCCCAAAUUGCCUCCACCUCUUAAGACAAUCAUCGUCCAAUCAAACUCUGAACUAUCUUCCAAGCCAAUGGCCGGAUCUGGACACAAGAUGAUGUCGAAGCCGCUUGAUGUGCCAGGGUUGGUCCGUGGCCUGGAGACACGUAGAGCGGGUAGUCUGGGAAACAGGGCUGGAAUCGGGUUGGCGCAAGUGAGAAACUUUCACACAGGGUGUGUGGAUCACGGUUUAUUUCGUCCCAACGUAGGACUCAGACGCAUCGCAUCAUUUGAAUAUACUCAGAACAAUGGAACCAGAACCAGACAUGGGAGGACUGCCUCAGAUCCAACCCUCGAAGAAGUUCGUCGAGCGGCAAAGACGAAGAUAGCAGACCUUCAGAAGCCAGAGCGGUCAGCUUCACUUGUCGGGACUGCUGAUGGGCUAAAGCUCGGUAAACCAGGAGACAAGAAAAUGGUUAAGCUCCUCACCGCAAUUCAAGCUCUGAUACCCGACACUCGUGUGCCCAAACCCGUUCCACCACCUCCCGUUACCUGUGUACUCGCUCCAAUGUGUUUCUUGAUCCCUAUGGCCAUCGUAUUGGAGAUUUUGGUUUGGGAGAGAGAGAUGUUGAAAGGGAAUAAAGCAAAAACAACGCUACCUGUACUGAGGGAUGGGUCACAGCUUCAAGUAUCAGGAAAAGAUGGUCAAGAAGAAGUGGACUGGAAAAUUGCUCAAUCAUACAUUCUCGCUUUUGGUGCCCUGCUCGACUCUUUACUCCCCUGUCUCCAAGACCCAUCGUCAUCCUCAGACAAAAGAAAAGUUGAGGAAUUGAUCAAAUCCGCAAGGCAGUACGUGGCGAAAAUGAAGAAGGUGUUUGGAGAGGUCGCAGGGAUGUAUGUGGACAGGUACGGAUUUGUGAGAAGUUGGUGGGAUGAAACUUGGAUAAAGAGCGCAGCGGGGGAAGUGGGAAGGUGGGGAGACCUGUUCGAUGUCUGACUAUGGAUUAGAUCCCUCAUCCAUUGUUGCAUUGAGGCUCGGGACCUUCAUUUAUCCUAAGUUAAAAACCAUUCAAUGCAUAGAUGUCGUGAUCAUCGAUAUGUGGCCGAGGGGAUGGAAUGACUUAACAAUCUGAGACAGUCGAGCGAUACUAGAGCGAG